This is a messenger RNA of Cervus elaphus (red deer), 818 nucleotides long. RefSeq names its product clarin 2 (gene CLRN2). Lineage: Eukaryota; Metazoa; Chordata; Mammalia; Artiodactyla; Cervidae. The record is from RefSeq and is a predicted model, not a curated record. The coding region runs from base 1 to 699 and encodes 232 amino acids. The transcript is spliced from 3 exons.
AUGCCUGGAUGGUUCAAAAAGGCGUGGUACGGGCUGGCUUCUCUGCUCAGCUUCUCCUCCUUCAUCCUGAUCGUCGUUGCCCUGGCGCUGCCCCGCUGGCUGAGUGGGAAAAUCCUCUGUCAGACGGGAGUGGACCUCGUCAACGCCACGGAUCCAGAGCUGGUCAAAUUCGUCGGAGACAUUUACUACGGACUCUUCCGCGGUUGUAAGGUGCGGCAGUGCGGGCUGGGCGGCCGCCAGUCCCAGUUCACCAUCUUCCCACACCUGGUGAAGGAGCUCAACGUGGGCCUCCACGUCACGGUUCUGCUGCUCCUCUUCUUGGCCUUGGCACUGUCUCUGGUCAGCAUGGGCUUCGCCAUUCUCAACAUGAUCCAAGUUCCAUACCGGGCAGUCAACGGCCCCGGGGGCAUCUGUCUAUGGAAUGUUCUUGCAGGUGGAGUCGUGGCCUUGGCCAUCGCCAGCUUCAUGACCUCGGUAAAAUUUCACGACCUGACAGAACGAAUCGCCAACUUCCAGGAGAAGCUCUUUCGCUUCGUGAUGGUGGAGGAACAGUAUGAGGAGUCCUUCUGGAUCUGUGUGGCCAGCGCCUCAGCCCAUGCCACUAACCUGAUUGUGGUGGCCAUCAGUCAGAUCCCCCUGCCGGAGAUCAAGGCCAAGAUCGAAGAGGCCACGGUCACGGCCGAGGACAUCUUGUAUUAAUGACCUGCACCUAAAACCAGUUUUUGGUGUGAGUGGAAACCUCCCUUUUCUUUUUCCAGGUUUCACAGUCCAGAAUGUCUGUGCUACUGGCAGAAAGAAGAAGGAAGUGGAAGGAGGGA